Molecule: messenger RNA, 1845 nt
Organism: Xylaria bambusicola
Lineage: Eukaryota; Fungi; Ascomycota; Sordariomycetes; Xylariales; Xylariaceae
Product: rab-GTPase-TBC domain-containing protein
Exons: 3
Coding region: 502-1683 (393 amino acids)
Biological process (GO): positive regulation of GTPase activity; endoplasmic reticulum to Golgi vesicle-mediated transport
Cellular component (GO): endoplasmic reticulum membrane
Molecular function (GO): GTPase activator activity
Source: RefSeq, a predicted model, not a curated record
CUCACAUGAGACUCAUCUCUCAAUGUGCCUACUUUUUCUAUAAGAAGCAAGAAGUCGUGUUGGAAAUGAGAAGGCUCUGCGAGGCUCAUUCACCAGAUGCAGAAGCUUACUUCGCUCCCGCUACCUUGGACUUCGCUGUCCCUUUUGAUUACGACCGUCUAACUUCGAGUUUAAUCGCCUGGGUAUCUGCGUCAAUGACGCCAGCUAUCUUAAAAUCUUAGAAAAAGAAGAGAAGGGAAGAGAGAUACGUGCGAGGAAUCGGGAAAAACGAAAGACGGUCGAUUUCGUUUCUAUUACCUAGCUACUCGCCGGCCAUCAAAUGUAGCCUAAACAGGGUCAUCUGUUAUCCAUCGCAUAACAUCCUCAUCUCCGACACUGUCCAGAUUACAUAACGCUGAGGUGCAGAGCCGCCCCCAUAAGUCAUAAGUGACACGCCAGGCUCUGUCGCUGGUAAGACCCACUUGUCGCGAGGCUGAGCGUGGGCUCAUCACCUGCAACCAUAUGGCUUCAACCGAAGAACACCAACAUCCCGAAGAAAGCCAAGCAGAUACGGAGUCUUCUGUAUCAGCCAGCGAAUACGAGGAAGCCCGGAUUUUGAGUGCUUGUGAACGGCAUGAUAUCGAAGAGCUGAGGGUCUUAGCCAUAGGGCCAGGUGGCUUUCUGUCGGACCAGCUACGAAGUCAGGCGUGGCCAGUAUUGCUCGGCAUUGAUGCCAAUGAGAUUAUCAAUGGAUCUACAGAGGCUUCUGGUUCGUGGAGGCAGCUACCACGACACCGGGAUGAAGAGCAAGUCAAAUUAGAUGUCGAUAGGAGCUUUGUCUACUACCCAAAUGAUAACUCGCAAGCCCAGCUUGAUGAGAAGAAAUCCGAGCUUUCGGAUCUCAUUAAACAAGUGCUUCGUGAGCAGCCAUAUCUCUGCUACUUCCAAGGUUACCAUGAUAUCUGUCAAGUGCUCCUUCUCGUGCUUCCCGCUGGCUUACGGGCACCAGCCAUGUCCCGACUCUCUGUGCUGCGGAUCCGUGACUUCAUGCUGCCCACGCUAGCGCCAGCGAUCGUGCAGCUCCGUCUGAUCCCGGACUUGCUGCGCGCCGUGGACGAGUCGCUCUUCCAACACCUCUCGCGGAACGAGCCGUAUUUCGCGCUCUCGGAUACGCUGACCAUGUUCGCACACAAUGUGCAGCGGUACAGCGACAUCGCGCGCCUCUUCGAUGCCCUGAUCGCCCGCGAGCAGGUUUUCAGCAUCUACGUCUUCACCCAGAUCGUCCUACGCCGGCGCGACGAGCUACUCGAGCACGAGGAGCCUGACAUGCUCCACUUCACGCUGUCCAAGCUCCCACCCGACCUCGAUCUCGAGGCCGUCAUCACCGAGGCCGCCCUCCUCUUCGACAGACACCCGCCGGAGUCCCUGCGCUCGUGGAGGCACAUAUCCAGCGCCAGCGUGCUGAAGACGACGCGCGACCCCAAGGCCCUCAGCCGUCAGAGUCUGCGGGACGGGCAGGAGCUGUUCAAAAAACAGGUCCGCGAGCUGCGCUGGGCCGAGCGACAGCAGAAGAUGGUGCAAACCGUAUGGGCGAAUCGCACCCUACUCUUUACGAUUCUCGUUGGCGUGGGUGCUAUAUAUUUGCGGAAGACUCCCGCCUGGGCUGGCCUCGCGGCAUGGAUGACUAGAUUUAUUAGAAACUGAAAAGUUAUUGAUUUAUUUUUACUUUCUUUUACUUAACUGUUUAGUUCUUACGGAAGAAAAUAGAUGUGCCUUUUUAAAUAAAUCACGUGUUUUUUCCCUUGGGUCACUGCUUCAUUUGUUGUAGAGGGAUUGGUUUACGAAUAGUAAAAAGAAAGCGGUACA